AGACAAAAUGAUAGGUGCUGGCCCGAAGUUGGCAUGGGUGUCGAAUGAUGGGUAAAAAAGUGGAUUCGCCAUAAGAUGUUAAGUUGCGAUAGUUCAUGGGGGUGGAUUAUGCGUCAGUGCACUGUCCACGAUUGUAUAUGCAGACUAUCGUGAGCUCAUUGUGGAUGGGCACGAAAUUAGGGAAGAACUGGCCAUGUCCAAAAGGCUGUUGUUGGCUCUGUCCGCUGCAAGCAGCCCAGAGGUUGUGUGAUAUACUUCAUGCGCCGCGCGGUAGCCUGCUAGCGCUGCUGAGCCACCAAAGACUACCUGGGUUCCCGCAUGUUGUCGAAUUGGACGGUUCACUGCUUGCGUGCCUGCCGUUACUAUGCGCUGUUGCCCCGUUCAGUGCGGCUCUGUUGCUUCACCUCGUCGUUGCUCCACGCAACCGCUCAGGUAGAGUCUUCUAUGACAAAAACCGCGCGCUCAUCGACAUGACCUCUUUUCUUAACCUUCUCUGCAUCUUCAAUUCGCAUCGAAUUCCAUGGCUCUCAGCCGCCAAAACUUUGCGACUCUCCUUGCAGAGGCACGUGGAAAGCCGUCUUCGACAUUGUCGUUGGACGCGCCUGCCAAGGAGGCUAGUCCUCUUCCAGAUCAGCAGCCGCAACCCGCAAUAAGUUCGGCAGACCCAGCUUUGACAACAACGACUUCGACUUCGGACACUUCGCAACCACAACCACCCGAAAUGUCUGCGAAACGAAGCUCGACGUAUAAGCACGGUCAGCCGGGGCGCGAGUACGAUGAGGAGCGCCCCG
This is a messenger RNA of Paraphaeosphaeria sporulosa, 791 nucleotides long. RefSeq lists its product as uncharacterized. The record is from RefSeq and is a predicted model, not a curated record. The coding region runs from base 96 to 653 and encodes 185 amino acids. The transcript has a single exon. NCBI's taxonomy places the organism in Eukaryota, Fungi, Ascomycota, Dothideomycetes, Pleosporales, Didymosphaeriaceae.